Lindgomyces ingoldianus is the source of this 1938-nucleotide messenger RNA. RefSeq lists its product as uncharacterized. The record is from RefSeq and is a predicted model, not a curated record. Gene Ontology annotation, biological process: mitotic cell cycle phase transition; regulation of cyclin-dependent protein serine/threonine kinase activity. Bases 1 to 1938 code for a protein of 645 amino acids. Lineage: Eukaryota; Fungi; Ascomycota; Dothideomycetes; Pleosporales; Lindgomycetaceae. Gene Ontology annotation, molecular function: cyclin-dependent protein serine/threonine kinase regulator activity. Gene Ontology annotation, cellular component: cytoplasm; nucleus; cyclin-dependent protein kinase holoenzyme complex. The transcript has 4 exons.
AUGGAUGCAAAGCCCCAACGGCCAAUGCGUGCUUUGCGCAUCCGCGACGAGAACGCGCCGCCGCAGCCCCCCGCUGGAAAGACGAUUCAUCAACGGAACAAAUCGACGCCAGCUCUCUCGACCCUCAUGCAGGUUGGAGGCAUCAAGACCGCUGCUGCAAAGCGGACUGUCUUUGCAGAUGUCAGCAAUACCGUUAGACAGCCGGUAGUCAAGGAUGAUAUGCAGAUUCCCGGCAAGGCGAAUGCGCUCGAUGUUCUCAAAGAUCCUUCCAUUGUGACGGCUAAGGAGUUCACGAAGCCGGCUGCGCUUCUGCGGCCUGCUCAGCGUCCUCUGGCGACCCUUCAACAGAAGCCAAUUACAACCAAUGUAGUCCACACCGUGGCCUCUGCCGUGCCGAAGCAUCUGACCGGCGAUGCCAACCUCCAAUCGACGAAUAUUCGCAAAAUCUUGUCCAAGAAGGCCACCACCAUCUUCAAGGAAACGCAUUCCGAUCCCAUCCCGGAGGCUAAUGGUGCCGUGGCUGCUGUGCCAACGCGUCAGCCCCUGGUGCUUCAUACCGACGCGAGUCUCAGUAUGGAGCGAGAUGUCGUCACUGCUGAGCUGAUAGGAAAGGCACUCUCCCGUGAAAAUGCCCCGGUUCCUGCUCCAGCUCUUAAUCCUCACCACCAGCCGCUCGACCUCGUGUCCCAGCCCUUGAAUGUGGCUGAACAGCGUCCAAUUGAGGAGAAGAUCGCCCUGAUCGAGAUGGAGACUAAAUACUCGAGCGCUCAUCUUGAGGUUCAGGAUAAGUACGAGUACCUUGACGCGCUGGAGGAACAGGCUCGCGUUAUUGAGCAGGAACGUAAUGAGGAACUCGCCAAAUCUAACGGGCUGCAUGCUUUGGAUCAAGAAGAAUACUGGGAUGAAGAAGACGAAGAAGAGUACUUCGAGGCCGAUGGAUACAUUACAGCGAGGUCCCGUGGGGACAAUACCACUGGAGGUGUGACCAUUGUGCUUGCCCCGAGGGUGACUGCAAAGUCGCAGCGCGAGCUCGAGGUGGCUAAGAAAUACGUUGAAACUCACAAGAGCGUUGAGGACGUCGAAGAUGAACAGUGGGAUACCUCAAUGGUUGCUGAGUACGGAGAGGAGAUCUUUGAUUACAUGAAAGAGCUAGAGGAACGAAUGAAGCCCAAUGCUUUGUACAUGGACCAUCAGGCCGAAAUCCAGUGGUCGAUGCGCUCCGUCCUCAUGGACUGGCUUGUCCAGGUCCAUAACCGCUUCACUCUCCUGCCAGAGACCUUGUUCCUCAGCGUCAACUACGUGGAUCGGUUCCUCUCUUGCAAAGUCGUCUCUCUCGGUAAACUCCAACUUGUUGGCGCGACGGCGCUGUUCGUUGCCGCUAAGUAUGAAGAGAUUAACUGUCCGUCCGUUCAGGAGAUUGUGUAUAUGGUCGACGGCGCCUAUACCGUAGAUGAGAUUCUGAAGGCUGAGAGGUUCAUGUUGAGCAUGCUGCAAUUCGAGCUGGGCUGGCCAGGACCCAUGAGUUUCCUACGGAGAAUCAGUAAGGCUGAUGACUAUGAUCUUGAGACCCGCACGCUGGCAAAGUACUUCCUUGAAAUCACUGUCAUGGACGAGCGUUUCGUCGGCUGCGCUCCUAGCUUCACCGCCGCUGGAGCACACUGCUUGGCUCGUUACAUGCUGAAGAAGGGUGAUUGGUCUCCGGCGCAUGUUCAUUAUUCUGGGUAUACCUUACAGCAACUUCGACAACUGGUAUCGGUAAUCCUUGAAUGCUGCGAAAACCCCCAGAAGCAUCAUGCCGCCGUUUACGACAAGUAUACUGAUAAGCGCUACAAACGAGCAUCAGUGUUUGUCGAGACCGAAAUUUCCAAAGGCUUCCAGCUUCCUUUCGUCUCCAGGGACAGCCUUGCGGGUCAUAGCCAGACCUGGCGUCGAAAGUAG